AAACAGACUUUGGCAGACAAAUACUGAAGCGCUCACUGAUUCCAGGGUUAGUCGUGCUGACUGUGUGUGAGUGUGUUGAUCUUCUGCAGAAAACUCCCAUUCUCCAGGUUGUUGUGCCUGUGCUCUGGCCGCUGUACAGAACUAUCCCAGUUCCCAGUUAGGGGCAGCAGUUCAGAACCACGUUUGGUGGACAGCUCCCAGCGCAGAACUGUUGAAGCUACAAGGCAAGUUGAUCAGAGAGAGAGAUCUGCUUUCCGCAGAAUCCUGUGUCCGACAGAUUGUAUCCCGAGGAGCAGAGUAAGACGGUGGCAUGUGAGCAGGGGUUUAUCUUCAAAGAGAAUUUGAUUUCAUCAGAAGUAUUUUCAAUUUAAACCUGGGGUAAUGAAGUCAAUUCUGGAUGGCCUUGCAGACACCACAUUCCGGACAAUUACAACUGACCUUCUUUACAUGGGGCCAAAUGAAGUUCAAUAUGAUGACUCAAAAGGAGAUAUAUCCUCCAAAUUGGUCUAUUUUCCUCAGAAGCUGCCUCUGUCCUCUCUGAGAGGUGAUCCUUCACAUGAAAAAAUGACUAUAAUAGAUGAUCCCCUGUUAAGUAUCCCUUUGGAUCAAAUAAAUUCAACUGAUUUCUAUAACAAAUCAAUUAUCUUCAAAGACACUGAUGACAAUGUACAAUGUGGAAAAAACUUUAUGGACAUGGAGUGCUUCAUGAUUCUUAACCCAAGUCAACAACUAGUAAUAGCAGCUCUUUCAAUAAUCCUGGGUACAUUCACAGUCUUGGAGAACAUGCUAGUUCUGAUCGUCAUCGUGCAGUCUCGUAGUCUAAGAUGUAGGCCCUCCUACCAUUUCAUUGGCAGUUUGGCAGUAGCUGAUCUGCUUGGCAGUGUAAUCUUUGUCUACAGCUUUGUGGAUUUUCAUGUUUUUCACCGAAAAGACAGCCCUAACGUUUUCCUAUUCAAACUUGGAGGCGUAACAGCCUCUUUCACUGCCUCUGUUGGCAGUCUUUUCCUAACUGCAAUAGACAGGUACAUAUCCAUACAUAGGCCAUUGUCUUACAAAAGAAUAGUCACAAGGACAAAGGCUGUCAUUGCUUUUUGCAUGAUGUGGACAAUUGCUAUUGUAAUAGCAGUUCUUCCCCUGUUUGGGUGGAACUGCAUAAAGCGGAGAUCUGUUUGCUCAGAUAUUUUCCCUCUAAUCGAUGAAACAUAUCUAAUGUUUUGGAUCGGUGUGACGAGUAUUCUACUGUUAUUUAUUGUGUAUGCAUAUAUGUAUAUAUUGUGGAAAGCUCACACCCAUGCUGUGCGGAUGCUUCAACGUGGCACACAAAAGAGCAUCAUAGUCCACACCUCAGAGGAUGGGAAAGUGCAUAUUACAAGGCCGGACCAGACUCGCAUGGAUAUUAGGUUAGCCAAGACCUUGGUCCUAAUUUUAGUAGUGUUAAUCAUUUGUUGGGGCCCUCUUCUCGCAAUUAUGGUCUAUGACGUAUUUGGAGAGAUAAACAAAAUGAUAAAGACAGUGUUUGCCUUCUGCAGCGUCCUUUGCUUGCUUAAUUCAACUGUGAAUCCUAUCAUCUAUGCCCUUCGAAGUCAAGACUUGAGAAAUGCUUUCUGUAGCAUGUUCCCAUCAUGCAAGGGGACUGCACAACCUCUUGACAAUAGCAUGGAGUCUGACUGUCAGAAUAGACAUGUAAAUAAUAGUAAUGUUCACAGAGCAGCUGAGAGCUGCAUUAAAAGCACCGUUAAGAUUGCCAAAGUUACUAUGUCUGUAUCAACAGAUACAUCUGCAGAAGCAGUGUAAGUCAAUAGUGUUGGUAAAAGAACCACAUGAACAAGUUGUUUUCCCUAUGAAAUUAGGAAUGUCGCCAUUUGAUAAAUUAAAUGAAACCACUUGGAUUACAAACAUAAGUAUGUAUUUCACAAUAUUACUUUAUCAAAGGGUUUCCCAACUCCAGUGCUCAGUGAGCCUCAAAUGAAACUGAUUUGAUUGAACCAUUUUUUUCAAGACAUGCCAACCUGAUAGCACAGAUAAGUGUCAAAAUGACCCAUGUUUCAACUUUAAAGACAUUCCCUUGUUCUUAUAUAAGGAUAUUCUGAGAACCUACACUGCACUGUUUGGCAGGAGAACUAGAAUUGAGAAACCCUGCUCAAUGGUAACCCCCAGGCUUGAAGAACACUCAUUUUUCUUAAAUAAAAUAUUUUUUGAUUAUA
Xenopus laevis (African clawed frog) is the source of this 2204-nucleotide messenger RNA. RefSeq names its product cannabinoid receptor 1 (brain) L homeolog (gene cnr1.L). Gene Ontology annotation, biological process: signal transduction; G protein-coupled receptor signaling pathway; cannabinoid signaling pathway. Gene Ontology annotation, cellular component: mitochondrial outer membrane; membrane; presynapse. Gene Ontology annotation, molecular function: G protein-coupled receptor activity; cannabinoid receptor activity. NCBI's taxonomy places the organism in Eukaryota, Metazoa, Chordata, Amphibia, Anura, Pipidae. The record is from RefSeq and is a predicted model, not a curated record. The transcript has 2 exons. Bases 382 to 1794 code for a protein of 470 amino acids.